AAAGAAUUGAAUUGAAUGCUCUUUCUCUCUCACUUUCGUUAGCUCUUUCCCCGGAAAAAUCUUCCUUUUACUACUAUAGAUAGCAAACUAACCCAACACCGUUCCUUUCUUUUUCCUCUUUUUUGUUUUGUUUCUGUUUCAACUUUUGUUUCUCUCUCUCUUCUUUAGUUCUGGGUAAAGGAAAAAAAAAUGAUGAACUUUGUUGAACAAGAUGAUUCUUCAUGGGAGCUAUGUUGAUGUUUUUUGCUGACACCAACAGACAAAGACAGGAUCUUUUUUUUCUUUGUUUUUCUUCAAAGCUUUGAAGCUGCAUUUUUCUUUGUUUUGUCAAAAUGUCUAAUCUUUCAGCACGGACAGGAAGAGACCGUCAACGCUAUGACAACAACUUCCGUCUCGUUUCUGGAUGCAUUCCUUAUAGGCUAGUGAAAGAUGAAGAGGACUCAAGUGUUGAUUUUGAAAACAAGCUUCAAGUGCUUAUGGUUUCGUCUCCUAACCGACACGAUCUUGUCUUCCCAAAGGGAGGAUGGGAAGAUGAUGAGACUGUUCUUGAAGCUGCUUCUCGUGAAGCCAUGGAAGAAGCAGGAGUUAAAGGAAUACUAAGGGAAGACCCAUUAGGAGUUUGGGAAUUUAGAAGCAAGAGUAGCUGUGAGGAGGCUGAAUGUUGUGGUGGAUGCAAAGGUUAUAUGUUUGCAUUAGAGGUGAAGGAAGAACUUACUGCAUGGCCAGAGCAAGAAAACCGCGAGAGGAGAUGGCUGAAUGUUAAAGAAGCUUUGGAGCUGUGUCGGUAUGAGUGGAUGCAGAGUGCUCUUGAAGAGUUUCUAAGAGUAAUGACAGAAGAUGGAAGUACAAAAGAAGAGACUCUUUCCCCUUCAAGCAUUUCUAAUAGAGAACAACGUCAAAUCGAUUCUCGGUACUGCUUUGUGGUUAACUAGUUUCAUUUCUCUUAGUCACAUCAAACUUGUUCAGUUGUUAGUAUGGACUAUUAUUGAGAAGCUUCUUCUGUAAACGAAGUUAUAAUAUGAGAAGCUUAACUCAAUUUGGUUUACCCUGUGUCUUUAAUGUGAUUCGUAUAAAUAGAGGCUAUUAUUA
This is a messenger RNA of Eruca vesicaria subsp. sativa (arugula), 1089 nucleotides long. The record is from the annotation of a GenBank genome assembly. Lineage: Eukaryota; Viridiplantae; Streptophyta; Magnoliopsida; Brassicales; Brassicaceae.